This is a messenger RNA of Arabidopsis arenosa, 1538 nucleotides long. NCBI's taxonomy places the organism in Eukaryota, Viridiplantae, Streptophyta, Magnoliopsida, Brassicales, Brassicaceae. The record is from the annotation of a GenBank genome assembly.
UCGUCAUCUUUGCAAGAUCUAAGCGAAGAAGAAAAUACCUUCAAACAUAUAAAGAAGCAAAACGAAGAAACAGUGAGAGAGAAAGAAAUGGCGAGCUUAACUAGUAAUAAGCCUAGAAACUUUGGUGCGUAUAGUCACUACGCUACUCCCUGCACUCGCACGCACCAGAUUGGAGCUCUUUUUCUCGUCGUCUCUACCUUCUUCGUCACUAGGCUUUUCGAUCAGUGGUUCUCAGAAUCCAAUUCCGUUUCUCCGGUGAUUGAUCUCCGCCGUACUUCUUCUUCUUACGGAAUCACGACUUAUAACGGUAUUCUACGGUGGCCGGAGCGAGGGUAUGGGUCUCACCUUUCGCUGAAGAUCUUCGUUUAUGAUGAGAAUGAGAUCGACGGUCUUAAAGAGCUAUUGUACGGUAGGGAUGGUAGUGUUAAGACCACCGCAUGCUUGAAAGGUCAAUGGGGAUCUCAGGUUAAAAUUCAUAAGUUGCUUUUGGAGUCCAAAUUUAGGACGAUUAAGAAAGAUGAAGCGGAUUUGUUCUUUGUGCCAGCUUAUGUUAAAUGUGUGAGAAUGUUGGGAGGUCUUAAUGACAAGGAGAUCAAUCAGACCUAUGUUAAGGUUUUGAGUCAAAUGCCGUAUUUCCGAAGAUCUGGUGGUCGUGAUCAUAUAUUUGUUUUUCCGAGUGGUGCUGGAGCUCACUUGUUUAGAUCCUGGUCAACAUUUAUCAACCGCUCUAUUAUCCUCACUCCCGAGGCUGACCGGACUGACAAGAAAGACACAACUGCCUUUAAUACAUGGAAAGAUAUAAUCAUACCAGGAAAUGUUGAUGAUGCUAUGACUAAAAAUGGACAACCUGAUGUUCAGCCUUUGCCUCUGUCAAAGAGGAAGUAUUUAGCAAAUUAUUUAGGUCGUGCCCAAGGGAAGGCUGGUCGACUUAAAUUGAUUGAACUAUCAAAGCAAUAUCCAGAUAAGUUAGAAUGUCCAGACUUGAAGUUUAGCGGAACCGAAAAGUUUGGAAGGACAACAUAUUUUGAGCAUCUGAGGAACGCCAAGUUCUGCCUCGCUCCUCGUGGGGAAUCAUCAUGGACACUUCGCUUUUAUGAAUCAUUCUUUGUGGAAUGUGUCCCGGUUCUUUUAUCUGACCACGCCGAGCUGCCUUUCCAGAAUGUUAUCGACUAUGCCCAAGUAUCCAUCAAAUGGCCAUCAACUCGAAUAGGCGCAGAGUUUCUUGAUUACUUAGCUUCAAUAUCAGAUAAAGACAUAGAAGGAAUGAUAGCCCGAGGUCGGAAAAUUAGAUGUUUGUUUGUGUACGGUCCAGAUUCUGCACCCUGCAGUGCGGUUAAAGGGAUUCUAUGGGAGCUUCAACGCAAAGUGAGACAUUUCCAGCAAUCGACCGAGACGUUUUGGUUGCACAAUGGCAGUUUUGUGAAUAGAGAACUGGUCCAGUUCAGUAGCUGGAGACCUCCUAUGCCUCUACCUUGACCGGUUUCAACAUUCCACUAGAAUAUCUUGUUUUUACGAAAAAAUGAAUGAUAAAGUUGAGU